This is a messenger RNA of Solea solea (common sole), 2397 nucleotides long. RefSeq names its product parathyroid hormone 3 receptor (gene pth3r). The record is from RefSeq and is a predicted model, not a curated record. NCBI's taxonomy places the organism in Eukaryota, Metazoa, Chordata, Actinopteri, Pleuronectiformes, Soleidae. Gene Ontology annotation, molecular function: G protein-coupled peptide receptor activity; parathyroid hormone receptor activity; peptide hormone binding. Gene Ontology annotation, cellular component: plasma membrane. The transcript has 13 exons. Gene Ontology annotation, biological process: cell surface receptor signaling pathway; adenylate cyclase-modulating G protein-coupled receptor signaling pathway. The coding region runs from base 309 to 1928 and encodes 539 amino acids.
CCUCCUCAGAGCACACACAACAUGGAUCCUCACACCUGCACUGAUGUCCUCCAAGCUUCAGGGAGCGGACGUCUUUAAAACAUCAAACACCAAAGCUUAGACGGACCCUAAAAACAGUGUAAUUAUAACAUUUAAAUUAAAACGCACAGUGGAGCAGCGAUGGGGCAACAAACAAGAGGGAGCGUUUUAAACUUUGGGAUCCAGGUUCUUUCAAUGCAACGCAAGGAGGAGAAAGAGAUGUGAGAGUGUGUGAGAGUGUGUGGACAGUGGCAUUCACUUCCAUUUAAGUCACUUAUAGAAAAGACGUGAUGUUGUGUUCAGGACAAAUAGUUUUCUUGGCUUUUUUCCACUGUGUAACAACAGUGACUGCACUGAUAGACUCCGAUGAUGUGAUCACACGAGAAGAGCAGAUCUAUGUUUUGAUUGGUGCUCACGCCAGGUGUGAAAGGAACAUUGAGGCCCAGAUGUCCCUGCUCAGAGACGGUGACUGCAUCCCAGAGUGGGACGGGAUCAUCUGCUGGCCACAGAGCAGAGCGGAUCAGCUGGUCUCAGUGCUUUGUCCAGACUAUAUCUAUGACUUCAACCACAGAGGACAAGCCUACCGCCACUGUGAUGCUUCAGGAAGCUGGGAACAGGUGUCCAGCAUCAACCGCACUUGGGCUAACUACACAGAAUGCACUACAUACUUGCUCUCCAAUCAAAGGAACCAAGAGGAGAAGGUGUUCAAGAGACUCCACCUCAUGUAUACUGUCGGCUACUCCAUUUCUCUGGCAUCUCUGUUGGUGGCAGGCUCUAUUCUCUGCUAUUUCAAGCGUCUCCACUGCACACGCAACUACAUCCACAUUCACCUCUUCACCUCCUUCAUUUGCCGAGCAGUCAGCAUCUUUGUGAAGGACGCUGUGCUCUACUCUGUGUCUGAUGACAGUACAGCGGAGUCUGAACCUCAUAUGGCCGGUUGUAAAGUUGCUGUUACUCUCUUCCUCUACUUCCUGGCAACCAAUCACUACUGGAUCCUGGUGGAGGGUUUGUACCUACAUAGCCUCAUCUUUAUGGCGUUCCUCUCUGACAAGAACUACCUGUGGGCCCUCACCAUCAUCGGUUGGGGUGUUCCAGCUGUGUUUGUGUCCGUUUGGGUCAGUGCGAGAGCAUCACUAGCAGACACGCAAUGUUGGGACAUCAGUGCUGGAAACCUCAAGUGGAUUUAUCAAGUUCCCAUCCUGGCAGCCAUUGUUGUGAACUUCCUGCUCUUUGUCAACAUAAUCCGAGUGCUGGCCUCGAAACUGUGGGAAACCAACACUGGUAAACUGGAUCCUCGACAGCAGUACAGGAAGCUGCUCAAGUCCACACUGGUCCUCAUGCCCUUGUUUGGAGUUCACUACAUGCUCUUCAUGGCCCUGCCCUACACUGAGGUGGCUGGACUGCUGUGGCAGGUGCAGAUGCAUUAUGAGAUGUUCUUCAACUCUUCCCAGGGCUUUUUUGUGGCAUUUAUCUACUGUUUCUGCAAUGGUGAGGUGCAGGCUGAGGUAAAGAAGGCCUGGUUGCGACGCAGCCUCGCUCUGGACCUCAAACAGAAAACCAGGAUGACGAGCAGUGGCGGUGGUGGCAGUUGUUACUACGGCGGCAUGAUGUCACAAGCCACCACCACACACAGCGUCAGCGUGUCUGCUGCCACUCCCAGAGGACUCUCCUUCACUGGUGGUGUGGCAGGAUCAGCAGGAGCUGCUGCUGCUGCUGGUGGCGGUGGCGGGUCAGGGGUCAGGCUACAAACCAGCCUGUCUGGAUAUGUUCCAGCUGAUGCACAGACCUCGGGGGGUUUCACCAGGAAUAAAGAAAAUCCUGACUCUAAACAUCAUGGAGUAUCAUCAGUGCAACCCUCUGGAGCAGAAGAGCCAGACUCGUCUCUGAGGGAGCUGGAGACGGCCUUGUGAUGACACAGAUCACUGAAAGAUCUGAGUAUGGCCGACAUUCCUCCGCCUACCUCAUCUGCUUUAUAAAAACCAAACCAGGAAGUAGCAGCCAUGUUGUUGCACUGACACAAGUGACGUUUGCAAAUGUGGAUCUGGAAGGUCAGAGGUUAGAUCCCCCAGGUCCUCUGGUCUGUAGGCCAGUGUGUUCCGGGGUAAGACACUUAAGUACUGUACCAGCAUUUGUGAGUAGUAUGUAAUAGAUAAAGCAUGUGUGUGAGUGAAUGUUAGAACUGGAGUCUAAAGCACUCAGUUUUUGUAUGAGGCAAGGAUGAGGUUUUGUACUUUUCUUAUAAGAUUUAUAUUUUGAGUAAAUGAGAAACUGUAGUUAUGAUAGUAAGUAAUCUUAAAUAAAUUGUGUACUGUCACUUUAAGAGCGCACAUUCACACUGGUACAGUACGGUGCGGUUUAGAACAGUAAAGUCUUGGGUCA